AUGGCUCAGAAGAGAAAGCGAUUCAGUAUUGCGGAGAAAUUUGGCAUCCUUCAGGAUCUCGACACCGGUGCCAAACGCAAGGAUGUUGAGGAGAAGCACGGUAUAUCCCACGGCACGCUGGCAGGGUUCAUCAGGGAUCGCGAGCGGAUCGCAAAUGCCUCAGCCAAAUCAACAGCUCAAGGUUUCCAGUCAAAACUCUCCAUUCGCCAACCGAGAUUCUGCGAAGUGGAAUCCAUUGUAUUGGAAUGGCUUCAGCAGGAAGCUAGUCUAGCGCCAAAGAAAGUCCUCUCCGGACCUGACCUACAGGCAAAAGCUCAGUACAUAUUCCGAGCGCUGGUGUCGCGUGGAAUAGAUCUGUACAAAGACGAGGACGUAGAGAAGCUUGAUUUAAGCUGGAUUCAACGCUUCAGGAAACGGUACGGUAUCUCGGGAAAAGCGAGUGUUGACGAGAGUCCUGCUGCUAGUGCUACGGCGUGUAAAUCUCGAGGAAAAAAGGAGACACCCAUUGAACAGAUUGAGAAGGAGUUUCACAAGAAUGAUAUUUUCAACAUAUGCAAGACUGGGGUAGAGUGGCGAAUGACUCCUGAAACUGCAUUUCUGGAUGGAAGGCGGAAGAAUGCAGAUGUGGUUGGAGAACGAUUAGUUGUUCUAGUCAGUGCAAGCGCUGUGGGGGAAAAGCUCCCUCUAUUCAUCGUCGGCAAUUGUAAUCUUCCAAAUUGCUGUGAAGGAGACGUGAACAACUCAGUCACAUAUCAAGCAAACAGAUUGGCUUGGAUAACAGGCGAAGUGUUCGAGACUUGGGUGAGGAAACUGGAUAAUCAGAUGAAAGCUUCUGGCAGGACUAUUGCUCUAGUACUGGACAAGUAUUCAGCUUAUCCCGAUAUUGACAAUCUGAGCAAUGUGAAAAUAUUCUUUGUGCCACUGAAGACCUCGCACACAAAUCAACCAUUGUAUUCUGGAAUCAUCACUGACCUCAAGAGCUCUUACCGGUAUCUACUAGUGAAGCGAUGCCUUGCAUGUCAUGAGUCUAGUGUACCAUUCAGUUUGCACUUGCUUCAGGCGCUGGAGUGGCUGAGUAGCUCAUGGAACUCCCUCAAGCCGGCCACCAUUGUCCGUGGCUUCCGUGCCGCUGGCUUCCGCCAUUCCACUCCCCGUACGCAGCAGAAACAUGCAUCUGGUGCCGCAACUAGCACUAGUGGCCCUACACUUGAUGGAGCAGAGUGCGUAAUAUGGAAGCAGGCGCAAGACGCACAUCUGGUACAGAGUGGAAUAUCAUUUCAGAACUUUGUCAACAUUGAUGAUAAGCUACUGACAACCAGUACGUCGUCACUUGAAGCCCUCGUCGACAUGAUCCUAGGCCAAUCUCUAGCUGAUGCCGAGCAACUGGAAGGUGGUAACGGCGAGGGAGAGUGUGCUGUCACUGCUGUGCGUACAACAGUAGAGCAUCCUCCAUCAUCAUUCAAGGAAGCCUUCAAUGGUCUGAACGCUGCUCUAACCUAUAUGCAGUCCUUACCCGGUGCUGCUGAGCAUUGCCGUGCUCUGGCACAUGCACAGGGUAUGUGUGUCGAUACUCAACUAAAGCUGCAGUAG
This is a messenger RNA of Sycon ciliatum, 1590 nucleotides long. RefSeq names its product tigger transposable element-derived protein 4-like. Bases 1 to 1590 code for a protein of 529 amino acids. NCBI's taxonomy places the organism in Eukaryota, Metazoa, Porifera, Calcarea, Leucosolenida, Sycettidae. The record is from RefSeq and is a predicted model, not a curated record. Gene Ontology annotation, molecular function: DNA binding. The transcript has a single exon. Gene Ontology annotation, cellular component: nucleus.